Messenger RNA from Cyprinus carpio (common carp), 2034 nucleotides. It is a transcript of the gene cep72, whose product is annotated as centrosomal protein 72. Lineage: Eukaryota; Metazoa; Chordata; Actinopteri; Cypriniformes; Cyprinidae. The record is from RefSeq and is a predicted model, not a curated record. Gene Ontology annotation, molecular function: protein binding.
CACAUUACGUAAGUAAUAUUCAUAAGCCUAGCCUAGUUCUGCGCACGCGCAGUCUGAGCUCCAGCUUCAAAACAAUGGCGGAAGACGGUUUGAUCAUAACAGAGCAGUGGAUCAGAGAUAAACUCAGCCUUCAGAACACCUGUUUAGCGGAUGUCCGAUCGGUGACUCUUCCAGGAACAUACGAAGGGAAGAUCUGUAGUUUAGGUACUUCACUGAAGAACUUCGUGCGUCUGAAAUCACUGGAUCUUUCCCAUAAUGCACUGCUCACAGUUCAGGGGAUUGAGCAUUUGGAGAUGCUGGAGAGACUGAAUCUGUACUAUAACCGGCUGGCGUCUCUGCAGGACGUCUUUUCCCUGCACAAGCUGCAGAAUCUGAAGGAACUGGACCUGCGGCUCAACCCGGUGGUCAACAAACACCCGCUCUACCGCUUGCACCUGGUCCACGCGAUGACCAAACUCCGCAAGCUCGAUGACUGUCCAGUGCGAGACCGAGAAAGAAGGGCGGCUCUCAUGCAUUUCUCAUCAGAGCCAAAUCUAGACACUAAUCAUAAGAAACAUGCCUUGACACCAGACACAACGUGCAGGAGUAGUGAGCUCAGAAUAAAAGCGAUGCAGAAGAUGAUGAAGACGCUCUCGCUUCUCGAGGGGAAUGAGGAAGCUGUGCUUAAUGAUGUUUGUAGAAAGAGACCUGACACUCUCUCCGUCCGCUUCGAGAACGAGCGCAGCCCUCGUCUGCUGCAGAAAAAUCCUUCCGAAUCAGAAAUCAUACAUUUAAUCAAUGAGUGCGAAAGGUCGCCAAAACAAAACAAGGAGUCUGUUCCCAAGAGCUGGGAUUAUAAACAAGAGGCUCCCGCUGGAUCUCAGCGAGUCAGGUUUGAGAGCCGGAGUCUGGCUCACGCUACGGUUCGAGGAGAGAGCGUCUUUACACCACACCCUACAGAAAUGCGCUCUGAUUCACACGUUGAUUGCACAGCCCUUAAAUGGCGAAACCAGCUUCAGGACAGAGCGAAUCCAGUCCUGCAUCCUCCCAGAUUAACCCACCAGAUCACAGAAACCUCGUCAGCAUCACAGAGAAAACACAAAACACAAAAGGGUGCCUACAGGAAGCCCAUGGAACUGCUCCUCAGCGUGAUGGAGGAGCUCUGGUCGGGGAAGGAGGAGAACCAACAAAACCGGACCUUCCUCAUGAAGAUGGUUCAGAUCCUCAGCAUGAUGGAGCGAGAUGUUGUGGGAGGAGAACAGGAGAUACAAACUCUGCAAGAGAUGCUCAAAGCCUCGAAAGCACGGACUGAAUUACAGGAACAACAGCGUCGGUCUGAGACCGAAGAGCUCCAACUCCAGCUUCAGCAGGCGCAAGAGUCCAUCCAAGUGCUUAACGAACAGAUGAAGAAUGUGCUGGAGGAGAACGUGUCUUUACAGAAACAGCUGAUCAAAGCAGAAAACAAGCUGCUGUCGUCUCGGCUGAAGAAGAUCCCGAACAUGCAGGACAGAGGACAGCAGACGGUCCCUGAGGAGUUAAGUGUGAAAAGACACACAAAUCAGGAGGGGAACGGAGCGAAUGAGCCGCAGGAGAGCUACAGGUCUUUGAUUGCCAGAAAUGAGCGUUUGCUGCAGCAGCUGGAAGAGGCUCUGAUGAACUGACUGCUGCGAAUGAAUAGACAUCUAGGUUUAAUUUAAUAGAAAGCCAGUAUAUAAAGUUACACCUUAUAUGUAAAUGCCUUUUGUUUGAUAUACACUCUCUAAAGCAGUAUGGCUUGUUUAUUUCACACAUGCAUAUCUUGAAGUCGUGCAAAUUUGCUUGUUCGGUUACUUUUCAAUUCGGACAGACCUUAAACAGGAUUUCUGUGCAUCUUAAGAAGUCGUCAUUUGCCCUUAUUUACGAUUAAGGCCUUAAAAAGUCUUAAAUCAGGGCAGAAAGUCCGGCAUUAAUUGUCACAUGCUCUGCAAAGAAUUGACUAUCUUAUUUUUUCAAUACAAAUAUUUAAACAUCUUUAAACCACUUGCAAUGCAAAAAUAAAGACUUCUUAUCUUGUCA